GGGAGAGAGAAAAGUAGGUUACGAAAUCUCUUCAUGUAUUACAAUAGUACAAGCGUCGACACAGUAGGAUUAAAAUCCAUGACUGACGACAUCCUGUGAAACAAACUUUGUUGUCGUCAUGCACGCGGCCCUCGUGCUGUCUGCGCUCGUGCUCUGUCUGACUGUGCACGUGCAUUCUCGAGGGGCGCUGAAAAAUUUCGGUAACGGAUUUCAGGCGAAUGGAGGAGUGUUCGGACAGUUCGGAUAUGCAAGCGGUAAUAUUCUAUAUCCGCCUAGAUAUACUCCAGUAGGUGGUCCGAUGCAGACCUUCAACAAAAAUGCAUGGAAUGGUAUCAGUAACAAUAAUGGUUACUACAAUAAUCAAAUGGGGCCAGUUAGGGGAUUCGGCAUGCCGUUUGGAGGAAUCGAAGAAGAAAACAGCAUCGGAACUGGACCAUUUGGCUUUAAUACUGGUCCAGGUAUAACUAGUGCUAUGUAUCAACCAGCAAAUCCAGGGAGAGCUUUUCCUGUAGGCAGAUAUACAGGAGAGAAUGAUAAUGACGACCUUGAUGGUUAUGACGAUUACAUGAGAGGUGGCAGAUAUGGGCCAAGACGUUUUCUAAAUGAUCGUCGAAAUAGGUUCCCUGCUAGAAUGUUUCCCAGGUUCCCAGGAAUGACUGGAAACGAUGAUAAUGACUUGGACAUUGACGAUGAUUUUGAUGAUUUAUUCGAUGAUGACUUUGAUGAUGAUGAUGAUGAUGACAUUCUUGAUGAACUACUUGAUGACUUGUUUGACGACGAUGAUGACUUCGAUGAUCUAUUUGACGAUGACUUUGAUGACGACGAUCUUGAAGAACUUUUUCUUCUUAGUUUGCGUAGACGUGGAUUAAGAGGAUUUCCCGGUUUAAGAGACUUUCCAACGAAUGACAGAAGAGAACGCUAUAGAGGUCUUGGUCGAAUGGGAGGUUUCGACGGUACGACGCGAUAUCCAAACCUUGGAGUAUCUGGUGGUAUAUCCCAAUAUGGAGGAUAUAGCGGCAUGUUCGGCAGAUCUGGUAGAACAUCCCGGUAUGGAGAACCUACCGGUUAUGGCAGACCAAACGGUCGGAUUAGAGGAAAUCCUAACUCACGCAGAUUUGGUUUCAGCAGAAGAAAUAUGGAUUUUCCACGACCUGGUCGAAUACCAUACAGGGGCUCUGGUGUCGGACGAUACGCCGGUGAGGAGAAUGAUAUUGAAGGAAUUGGUGGUCCGAAUAGAAGAGAGAUUUCCAACUAUCGUUCCUAUGGCAAUUAUAAUGGUAGACCUAGGAGAAGAAGACAAGGUGGCAGUAAUAGACUUCAUUCCAGGCCUCGUGUUCAAUACUACAAAUGUAAAUGCCAGAAGAAAUGUCCAAAAUAUAAGAUCAACACUGGAAAAUGUAAAAGGUGUAAGAAAAAGAAGAAAUGUAAAUUAUUCCGAUGCUGUUUGAGAAGAAGAAUAAGAAAAAAGCCAAAGAAAGGAUAAGAUAUACAAAGUGCGGCGUCUUUUAACAAAAUGCAAUAGUUGUUUUUAUCGGAUACCCGGUCUUAAAUUGAAAACUAGAAUGAAAAGCAGUUUGAUAU
Ruditapes philippinarum (Manila clam) is the source of this 1581-nucleotide messenger RNA. Its product is annotated as putative carbonic anhydrase 2. NCBI's taxonomy places the organism in Eukaryota, Metazoa, Mollusca, Bivalvia, Venerida, Veneridae. Bases 119 to 1483 code for a protein of 454 amino acids. The transcript is spliced from 3 exons. The record is from RefSeq and is a predicted model, not a curated record.